ACGGCACAGCCCACAUCGAAUACGAAGUUACGAACUCGCGUUUCUUUGGUAAUUGAUCACUAGCUACUCAAUUACAAGAAAAAAAGCAAUUUUCCCGAGAAAAAAAAAAAGUUGUAAGGAGGUGCAAACGGAGAUGCCUCAAAUUUCAGCUACGAGAUCUCUGCGAUUCCCUAUCUUCUUCAUCUUCACCAUUUUUCUGCUAUUCGCUUCAGGGUUUGCUGAUGACCCAUCAAGUACGAAAGAUUCGAAGAAUGCUGUGAAUCAUGAUUCUUCAAGUAGCACUGUGGGACUAAGGGUACUCAUUAUAGGCCUAGGUCUGGUGGCUGUUGUUGCGUUUUCUGUUUUCCUGUUCAAAAUAUGGCAAAAGAAGAAGAGAGAAGAGCAGCAUGCUCGUCUUCUAAAGUUGUUUGAAGAUGAUGAUGAGCUUGAGGUUGAGCUUGGCAUUCGCGAUUGAGAUUCAUUGUCAUUCAUACGUUGGGUGAAAUUGAGUUAAGGGCUGUUUGCUGUUUGUGAUUGUUCGUUGCGUUGCGGAAACGUAUUUGAGGUUAUGCAUCAUUGCAUUUGUUUGCUGGUUGUGAUUGUUGCUUUGAGGUAAUGCAUGGUUUACGUUUGGGUAAUAAUUAAUCAUGGCGCAGGUUUAGCAUCCUUUCUCAAAUUGUGCUUUUUGGAAUGGCUUAUGAAGACAGUCAAGAAUGCACGAUGAGGUUUACGCAGCAACAGCCUUUUUAUCACAUUUCCCAAGUAUCUGCUGAUCCCUCUAUAUAUAUAUGGUAUAUAUAAGGUAAAAGAUAUAGGCAUUUAUUAAGGUUUGAUAAAAAGAUACUCGCAUGAUUUCAAAAAUUUUAUAUAUUUAUAUAACUUACUUGAGAUUUCAAGAAUUUCACGGACCUAUUUUUAAGAUUUGCUAAAAAGACCAACUUUCUCAUAUAUUUUACAAAAAGACAUGCCGUGUCUUUUUGAUAAACUUUAGGAGAAGUUUACAGCAUAUGAAACUUUAGAAAAUAUCAAUGAAAAUUUUAAAACCUCAAAGAAGGUCCCUAUCUUUUGCCAAACUUGAGGGAAAGUGUCUUUUGCCCAUAUAUAAUAAUAAUAAUAAUAAUAAUAAUAAUAAUUCUCCAAUUAAAAUAUUUUCUAUUUGGAUUUUUCUUUAUUCCCAAGUAUUUUCCAUAUGAGAAGUUAAUUGAUUCCUUGGUAAGGGAUCGGUUUGUAGCCGCUUUUUAGCAUCUACAACCCUUUUUCGUCCCCCUUUUGUUUGUUUGUGUUUUUGUUUUUUGUGGUGAAGGUAAAUACUAUCUUCAUUAUUUUGUGUAUAUUUGAGUGCCUUGUGUUGAAUUUGAAUUUGUAUUGGAUUUGGAUGAGUUGUACUAUAAAAUUUUAUUGAAAUUCACCUAAAUCUAAAUUUAAGGCUUGAAAUUCAUAUGCUC
This is a messenger RNA of Malania oleifera, 1424 nucleotides long. RefSeq lists its product as uncharacterized. Bases 134 to 454 code for a protein of 106 amino acids. Lineage: Eukaryota; Viridiplantae; Streptophyta; Magnoliopsida; Santalales; Ximeniaceae. The transcript is spliced from 3 exons. The record is from RefSeq and is a predicted model, not a curated record.